Pipistrellus nathusii (Nathusius's pipistrelle) is the source of this 594-nucleotide messenger RNA. Lineage: Eukaryota; Metazoa; Chordata; Mammalia; Chiroptera; Vespertilionidae. The record is from the annotation of a GenBank genome assembly.
AUGGCGGCCCUCAGUGCGCUGGUGUCCCAGUGUGGGCGGCUGUUCCGAGGGCUUCUGGCAGGCCCUGCCGCGACCAGCUGGGUUCGGCCUCCAGGUCGCGGGUUCAGGGAAGUGGUGGAGAUCCAAGAAGGGAAGACAACUAUAAUCGAAGGCCGUAUCACAGACACUCCCCGGGAAAGUCCAAAUCCCCCUAACCCCUCUGGCCAGUGCCCCAUCUGCCGGUGGAACCUGAAGCACAAGUAUGGCUAUGAGGAUGUUCUGCUGCUCAGUCAGUUCAUCCGGCCUCAUGGAGGCAUGCUGCCUCGAAAGAUCACAGGCCUGUGCCAGGAAGAACACCGCAAGAUUGAGGAGUGUGUGAAGAUGGCCCACCGAGCAGGUCUGUUGCCAAAUCAUAGGCCUCUGCUUCCUGAAGGAGUUGUUCCAAAAAAGAAACCUCAACUCAACCGGUACCUGACUCGCUGGUCCGUCCGCUCUGUCAAGCCCAUCUACAAUAAAGGCCACCGCUGGAACAAGGUGCGCAUGGCCGUGGGAUCGCCCCUCCUGAAAGACAACGUCCGCUACACAAAAAAGCCUCUGGUGUUCUAUCAGGGUUAG